GGGCCGCCGCAACCGACAGCGGCGACCGACAGCUCUGCCCCGCAUCGGGCCGCCGCGAUGGGCGAACAGCCUCCGCGCGCGUUGACGGCAGCGAGCGGGGAGCCUCCAGCCGCCCCGAACGGGCUGCCCGGCCUUGAGGGGCGUCGCCGCCACCGAGGGGGUGAGGGAGGAGGUGACAACGAAUUUGAGCGGCGUCGCGGCUGCCCAGUGACGUUGGAGCGCGGUAGGAUGUGCGUCCCCGCCGCCCAAUAGCUGGGCCCGGGACGGCGGAGGAGGAAGGCGGUCGGUUUCCUGCGGCGGAGCGGGUCGGGGGGGAGCGCAGCCGCCGCUUCAGCUGCACGCUGGUCCCCCGGAGCCCGGCGGGAGGGGGAUGCCUCGAGACCCUGCGCGGGGAGGCGGUGGUGCAGGGCGGCCCGGGCCCGUGCGGUGGAAGAAUAUAAGUGCUCUAAAGGGAAUUAUCAAAUCUCCAAAAAUAUCAGACUUUCAAAGAAAGUUAUUUCUGCACUGUUUCACAGAGCCUGUGACUUGAGCUACCCACCUACCAGGAAGCGAACAGUACCUGUAGCUUUUAGCAGGCUGACAAAGCAGCAGCAGUGCUUACUGGCAGUUUCAGCCUGGGUCUUCUCAGUGGCAGCUCUGCAGACUGCAGUAUCUUCCAGCAGGUUGUUGCUAACAGUGAAAGACUUCCUCUCAAAGCUGUUUAAAUGAGAAUGUCCCUGGCGCAAAGAGUGCUACUGACAUGGCUUUUUACGUUACUCUUCCUGAUCAUGCUGGUCCUCAAGUUGGAUGAGAAAGCACCCUGGAACUGGUUCCUCAUUUUUAUUCCAGUCUGGAUAUUUGAUACGAUCCUCCUGGUGAUGUUAAUUGUAAAAAUGGCUGGACGUUGCAAGUCUGGUUUCGACCCUCGCAAUGGCUCCCCCAACAUCAAGAAAAAAGCCUGGUAUCUGGUUGCAAUGCUGCUGAAGCUCGCUUUCUGCCUCGCCCUCUGCGCUAAACUGCAGCGGUUCACUGCCAUGAAACUGGCCUAUGUCUUUAUCCCUUUGUGGGCCUUGCUUCUCGGGGGCAUGGCUGAACUCGGAUACAACAUCUUCUAUGUGCGCAGAGACUGAGCUGUAAUGUACUGUGGGGCUUUCAGCACUGAGCUUGGGACCAAAUCAGUGGAUUAUUCUAGCUUUGCCACAAACCCAAUCUCCCAAUUAGAAGACUAAAUAAGAAAUGAGUCAGGCUCGAGACUUUAUCAAAACCAGGCUGAAACCUGGAAGUAGACUUGCUCCACUGUUUUAUUUGAAAACUAUCACAUGUGCUCUUGUAAAUAAAAGUAUUUGUUCACCAUAA
Molecule: messenger RNA, 1335 nt
Organism: Colius striatus (speckled mousebird)
Lineage: Eukaryota; Metazoa; Chordata; Aves; Coliiformes; Coliidae
Gene: TMEM60
Product: transmembrane protein 60
Exons: 4
Coding region: 705-1109 (134 amino acids)
Source: RefSeq, a predicted model, not a curated record